UUCGUUUAUUUUACUAGUUAAUUUCAGAAUUGUUUUCAUUUAGAAAAUCAUCGCGCGGAAAAAGGUACGACGUUGAAAUCGGGAACUUCCGGUGACGGCUCCAGUGUGUUUCGCUUUAGUUUGGGAGUUAGCUCGGGAAGCUAACACGGUCCAUUGACAGAAGAAUAAACCGAGCUCCCGUCGCAGUGUGAUGACGUAACAUCUACGCAUGUCAACACAGUCGCUUGUGAAGCUUUGAGCAUCUCUGUCUCCUCCAGUGUCCCGGGAUGAGGGUCGACAACACGGAGCCCGAGGGGCCCGAGGGGCCCGGGGGGGCGGUGGGCAGGCGGGUGCGCUGCGGCGAGGAGCGGGCCACGGUGCGGUACGUGGGCCCGGUGCCGCCGACAGCAGGGCCGUGGCUCGGCGUGGAGUGGGAUGACCCCGACAGAGGGAAACACGACGGCAGCCACGAGGGGGUCCAGUAUUUCACGUGCAGACACGCCACAGGAGGCUCCUUCGUCCGUCCGGCCAAGGCGAGCUUCGGGGAGGACUUCCUGUCCGCCCUGCGGAAGCAGUACCACGUCGACACGGACGAGGUGCAGAGCGAGGACGGGCCCAUCCCGCUGGAGUGGAGGGGCCUCAGGGAGCGCAGUUUUGAGAGUCUUCAGUCGGUGCUGCUGGACGGACGAGAGGUGAACGGACCCGGAGCUGAGGGAGAAAUCAGGAGAACGACUCCCAAUGUCCAGUUGUUGGACCUCAGUAAGACUCUGUUGUCCUGUUGGGACGACGUGGGGACCAUCACCCAGCAGCUGGACCGACUGCGAGAACUCCGGCUCAGCUCCAACAGACUGCGUUUGCCCUCUGACCCCUCGAGGCUCUGUGGGACCUUCAGCAGCCUCAAAACUCUCUCUCUGAUCAGCUGUGAGCUCACCUGGCCACAGAUCCUGCAGUGCGCCCCCAUGUGGCCUCAGCUGGAAGAUCUCUGUGUGAAGGGGAACAGCAUCACGGAGCUGCAGAGGCCAGACGGCGUCCUGCAGAACCUCCGGACCCUGGACCUGUCCGGUAACGUUCUGCUGCAGGACACGGUGCUGCUCAGCUUGUCUGCUCUGCUCAGGCUGGAGCACCUGGACCUGUCGGACACCGGACUGUCUGUGAUCCGAUUUGAUGAUGCUGCUCAUGGCUCUCCAACAGCCAUGUUUCCUGCGCUGAAGGAUCUGAUGCUGGACUACAACAACAUCACUGAGUGGUUCGUGGUGGACGAGCUGGACAAACUUCCCAGUUUGGUGAAGUUGUCAUGUCGCGGCAACCGACUGACGAGCAGCGACGGAAACCGCAAAACAGCUGAUCAGAUCCUGAUCGCCAAACUGGGACGACUGGUCAUCCUCAACGGCUGCACGAUACACCCCAAAGAGAGAAGGGGGGCGGAGCUUGACUACAUGAAGAUUUUUGGAGGGGAGUGGCUGAAGUCAGGGGGGCGGAGUCAAACCAGCACAGAGUUCGCCCACCAGCACCCUCGCUUCCAGAGCCUCGUCGACAAGUACGGAGCUCCAGAGGAAGGAGAGCUGAAGAAACAGAGGUCGUCUGCCCUGAAGAGUCAGCUGAUCAAGAUCACAUUCAUGUUCCCUGAUGACGGCGAGCAGACGCCAAUCGAGAAGAAGCUUCCGGCCACCAUGCUUGUAGAGAAGGUGAAGGGUCUCCUGCACAGACUGCUCAAGGUUCCUGCCGCUGAUCUGAGGCUCAGCUACACCUGCACCAAGCCGGGGACCGAGUACGAGAUCGACAGCAACCUGAAGACCCUGCACUUUUACUCCGUACAGGAUGGAGACCAGGUCCUGGUGCGCUGGUCCUGACCCGGACCAGGAGAACCGGUCCGGUCUGACCCUGAGCUCCUCGUCUGUUGGACUGAGAAGUGGCAGCAGCCCAUCGGAGCUCUGAGAGCGGGAUCUGCACGACUUCAAAGAUUUAAUAAACAAUAAGUCGACAUUUCACACUUUAUUUGUGAUUGUGUUGUCACAUUGUGUAAAGUCUUGGUUUAUUCAGUUUGUGUGUGUGGACCCAGAUGAAUUCUGGGGGCUCAUUUCAUUCCCUCUGUCAGACUCACGGUCUGGAUCUCCUCCAGUGGGAUGUUAAUUUCCCUCCGGCAGAAAAAAAACAAACUUGCCGGUCCAAUCACAACCGAUUAUCUGAUAGUGACUUUUGUAAACAACCAAGAUGGCUGCCGCUGAUGAACGAGCAUUUGACUAAAAGUACCUCAUAUCUUCACAUUUGUCCCACAAAAACGACAACACUGGUUCACAGCCGUUGUUAAUCAUCAUCACAGACGUCACAGACGUCACCAGGCUCAGAAACAUCUGUAACAUCUGUGAAAACACAAGAUCCUUAUUGAAGUGUAGAUAACACUGUCAUCGAGCCUGUGGAACUGUUGUUACUCUGUAAUAUUUCAAGGUCUCGACCUCACUAUGUAAAGAGCCCUGAGACGAUGUAUGUUGUGAUUUGGCGCUAUACAAAUAAAAUUGAAUUGAAACAAA
Messenger RNA from Scophthalmus maximus (turbot), 2507 nucleotides. RefSeq names its product tubulin folding cofactor E (gene tbce). Gene Ontology annotation, molecular function: alpha-tubulin binding. The coding region runs from base 267 to 1829 and encodes 520 amino acids. Gene Ontology annotation, biological process: protein folding. The record is from RefSeq and is a predicted model, not a curated record. The transcript is spliced from 17 exons. Lineage: Eukaryota; Metazoa; Chordata; Actinopteri; Pleuronectiformes; Scophthalmidae.